GCACCUGGUCUCAGGAGCGUUGGAGGCGGAGCUCGGUGAGGUGGGUGGCCCCAGUCGGAGGGUGAUGGUGGUGAAACCUGAUGGAUCCUUCAGUGACGGAACAAGACACUCUGUGAUCAUCACUAUCAACAGGAAGUCUCUGUCCCUGCAGGUGGAUGAGGAACACAUGAAGUCCGUCUCUCUGUUUUCUGGAGGAUUUUCCCGUCUGUCUCCAGCCUCUUUCUUCAUUGGUGGGCUGCCAUCAGGGGAGGAGACUCGUCUACCAAUCAGAUUACAGGAUGUGUCCAGGUGGUUCAGAGGUUGCAUCCAACACCUGGUGGUGGGCAGGGCGCUCAUUGACCUAUCAGGAGCCGUGAGGUACACAGGUGUGGAGCUCGACAGUUGCCUAUUGGAGGAGAGAGUUGGGGGGGUGGUGCUUCCUGAUGAUCAGGGUUUAGAACCAACUCCUGACCCCGACCACCUGCCUUUAGCCCCGCCCACACACCUGAGCGCCUUCACACCUGGAGCGCUGACGUGCGUGUCGGAGGCGGAGCCACCUUCCUGCAGUCAGCGGCUCAGUUUGGUUGUCCAAACACAGUCAAUGAUCUCAUCAUCAACCCCGCCACAGUCAGAAAGAG
Molecule: messenger RNA, 617 nt
Organism: Micropterus salmoides (largemouth bass)
Lineage: Eukaryota; Metazoa; Chordata; Actinopteri; Centrarchiformes; Centrarchidae
Product: laminin subunit alpha-1-like
Exons: 4
Source: RefSeq, a predicted model, not a curated record